CGCAGUCGUAGGCUGGGGGGGGCCGGAAGUGGUCAGGGGGGAGUUGCAGCUGGAGUGAAGCCUUCUCAGCUGGGCGGUCUGGGGCCCGUCUCGCCGCCGGCCCAUCGCCUCCCGGAGCCGCAGAGCGGAGCCAGCCGCGGGCAGACAUGGAUUUCCGGGAGAUCCUGAUGGUGGCGUCUGAGCAGCAGGGGCUGAGCGCGGUGUCGAAAAGAUACAGUUUGGCAGUAGGCCCUCCCAAAAAAGAUCCAAAAGUCAAGGGCGUCCAUUCUGCAGCAGUGCAAGCUUUUCUGAGACGGAAAGAAGAAGAAAGUAGGGGGAAAGAACUAGAGGCAAAAAGGAAGAAGGAGGAACUUCUAGCUAAGCGUAUUGAACUGAAACAUGACCGAAAAGCAAGAGCUAUGGCUUCACGGACAAAGGACAACUUUUAUGGCUAUAAUGGCAUUCCUAUUGAAGAGAAGCCUAAAAAGAGACAGACUUGUGAAAAUGUCGAUCGAUGCACAGAUGCAGAAUAUAUGACAGAAGAUGAGGCAGAGCAAUUUGAAUACAGUCAGACUGAAUCUGAGCAUGAACCAGAGGAAUAUGAAGAGAAACCAUCCAAAGCUGCAGUGAAACCAAAGGCACCUCCCAAAAGUGCCCCUACCCCUAUGAACUUUGUAGAUCUUCUGAGGCUGGCUGAAAAAAAACAGUAUGAACCAGUAGAAAUAAAAGUAGUGAAAAAGACAGAAGAAAGGCCAAGAACAGCAGAAGAAUUGAGAGAGAGAGAAUUUUUGGACCGGAAAAACAAAAAAGGGGAAAUCCAGAAAGAGAAGAAAAAACCUGAAAAAGAGAUUAAGAAUGUAACUGCAUCAAAUUCUUCAAAUAAAGUGUUUUCUCAGAAAGACUUUAUAAAUGCAAAACUUAGCAAAAACUCAGUGGAUAAACAUUCCUCUUCAAAAGGUAGUUUCCCCUCUCAGUGUGGUGCUGAUAAGAAAUCCAGUGGGCCUGUGUUUAGCGACAAACAUGCAAGGUCAUCAUCUUCCUCCAAAUCCAGUCAAGUGGAAAAAGCAAAAGUCACACAAAAUGGAUCUUUAAAAAGCUCAUCGAGUGGCAUCCAUAGUAAAUCUUCAGUCAAUGGAGUAGGAAAAUUUGGGUCAAGCACUCAUACACCAAACGCAAAAGCACCUGCUAAUGGGGCUCAGAAACUACAAUCUGUUAAAGAACUUAGUCUGAAAAAAUCUACUUCUGUCCAUACAAAACUGGGUAGUGCAACAUCCCCUCAGCAUGAAAUAGUUAAAAAUUCCAGCUCUGGGCGGCCGGGGAGCAGUGCGGGGUCGAGCGGGCCCGGGCGGCCGGGNGGUAGGCUGGGGAGCAGUGCGGGAACAGGCGGGCCUGGUAGGCCAGGGAGCAGUGCGGGAAUGGGCGGGCCCGGACGGCUACCCAGCAGUGCAGGAACAGGCGGGCCUGGUAGGCCGGGGAGCAGUGCGGGAAUGGGUGGGCCCGGGCGGCUACCCAGCAGUGCAGGAACAGGCGGGCCUGGUAGGCCAGGGAGCAGUGCGGGGACAGGCGGGCCCGGGAGGCUGCCCAGUAGUGCAGGAACGGGUGGGCCGGGGCGGCCAGGGAGCAGUGCGGGGAUGAGCAGGCCGGGGAGCAGUUCGGGGAUGGGCGGGCCCGGGCGGCUGUCCAGCAGUGCGGGGACGGGCGGGCCCGGGCGGCCGGGGAGCAGUGCGGGAAUGGGCAGGCCGGGGAGCAGUGUCAGGAUGGGUGGGCCCGGGCGGCCAGGGAGCAGUGCGGGGAUGGGUGGGCCUGGGCGGCCGGGGAGCAGUGUGAGGAUAGGACCUGGAAAGUCAGUCAAUUCAAGCGUGGAACCUGGGCGACCAGGCAGCAGCUCAGCUGCACCUCCAAAACCUAAGUGCACUGUUGUAUCAGAAACAAUCUCAUCUAAAAAUUUAGUCUCCAGACCAAGUAAUGUACCAAUGAAUGGAACGAGACCUCCUCCAGGGCAUAGACCAGUGUUUCAUCCACAAGGUCUUCCAAGGCCUUCUCUUCCACCUAUAAGUUAUAAAAGGCAAAUAGAAGAUGAUGAGGAAUAUGACUCUGAAAUGGACGAUUUCAUUGAUGAUGAAGGGCAACCCCAGGAAGAAAUAUCAAAACAUAUUCGAGAAAUAUUUGGCUAUGAUCGGAAUAAAUAUAAAGAUGAAAGUGAUUAUGCCUUACGUUACAUGGAGAGCAGCUGGAAAGAGCAACAAAAAGAGGAAGCCAGGAGUUUGAGACUUGGUGUCCAAGAGGACCUAGAAGAGCUGAGACGUGAAGAGGAGGAAUUGAAACGUAAGAGGCAGGCAAAGAAGCUGAGGACACGUUAACUGAUUUACAGUGGUUUUGUUCUGUUUUUCUACUGUCCUGGUCACCCCUUUGCCUCAAUAUUUCAGCUCCUCUUAUACUAUAACUUUAGUUUUUAUUUGCUUAUUGGUGAGCAAGAAAAUAUGUAAAGGGAGGAGAGGGCAUAGAAAAACAUGGCUUUAGUUUGACCCUAAAAUAUUUAUUUUUAAUACUUGCCAGGGUUAAUUUUUUACAAAAAGAAACUAAUGCAGAUUUUUGGAAUAAAAGCUAUUAAUGAAUGUUUCCAUUGACUAAAUUAGUUCAAAAUGCCAGCAGAAAUAUUGACUAACUAUGCACUGGCUUGCAAGAUUUAUGUGGGCCCAUACACCAGUAAAUCAGACUUGCAUUCUUCAUUUGACAUGUGGGGAAAAAAAGAUGAAUGCCAUUUAUGUUCCUUAGUUAUUUUUAAGAGAUAAAAGUACUGCUUUGUCUUAAAUCUCCAGAAUUAGGAUCCCUCAAAAUAUUGAAAUAUCUUCUGUUCAAAACAGCUUGGUUGUAAAUUUCAGCCAUUGCCAGUAAUGUUUAAAGCAAUAAAAUGAUGUGUUUUUCUGAUUUGAGAACCUUGUGUCUUAACAAAAAUAGUAAUUAAACAAACAGAAGAACCUUUAAUUUCUAAAAAAUGCUUGUCAUUCAUUAUACCUUGCAUUUAGCAGUGUGACCAAGUUUACAUUGGCAUUUUUUAUGUCUGGAAUGUCAAUGCCAACCGAUUUCAGUAAAACACAAAUAAACAUUUUUCCUGGAAAAUAGGAAUUUGCAACGUUUGUAUAUAACUAGUGCUUUUUAGCUCAAGCAAAUGCUUAGGAAUUUUUUUCUGCCCUGUAAAUCUUAAAAUUGAUCUUAGUUUCAUCUGUUUUUACACAUUGAGUGUACAGUACACUUUUUUGUUUUCUCUUGUAUUAAAAAUCAGGUUUUUUUUAAAUAUGAAGCAGUUAUUUAUGCAAGCAGUUCCAAAGUCUGGAAGAGUACAUUAGAAUGAAGUUGUGUGAAAUACAGAAUUUUCAGAUAUUUUUUUAUGAUCAAGCCAAGAUGCAUUUGCAAUUCCUCUGUGAUAUCAAAUAACUUUGCAGUUGUCAUGCUGAAUUUAACUAGUGAAUACUUCUGAUUUAAUUUUAGUGAACCAAAAAUUUAAAUGUAAUGUAUAUCAAGAGAGUUCCGCCCUCUAUUUUGAUGCCCAUAUUGCACCUUUAUUUCAAGCUAUGCACUACAAAGAUACGUUUCCUCUCAGUAAAUAAGCGUGUAAACAGUAGGCACAAAGUUCAUCUAAAUCUGCAGAGAUUGCACUCUGGGUUCACAGCCCUAAUCUAAUGAUGCAUUACUUUUUAUCCCACAAGCUACCAUAGUGUGUGGUCUCAUCAAAGAACCAGUAUCACUACUCUACUCUGCUUCAAGCAUUAGCUCUCCAUUAGUAGUACUUCUACCAUUAGAUCCUUGAACUGUUGCUAACCUCUAAUGCUAGAAGCAAUUGGCAAGUGUUACAAGGUUAUUGGGGGUAAGUGGAAGAGACUGGCCAAGGAAUAAGGAGGAGGUGGGGGAAGAGAAAUUGCAUGCAAAAUGAGUAGAUACACAAGGACGGAGGGAACUUAGCCUAUCAGAGAGCAUUUCUUGUCAUUGCUGUCUCCAGAAACACCAAUUCUAGCAUCAAAGUGGAAGGGCCAAUAUUGGCAGCAGGUGACCUGACUCACUGUAAGGAAAAAAAGGGACAUUGUCCCUAUUAUAAACUGUUUUGGGCAGUGGUGAAUCAGUCCAUCUUUUCAACACACUGCUAAAACGAAUGAACCCUUUGGAUAGUCGUUACAGGUUUGUGUAGUAGUAAUUGACAGAUACCCAAAUUAAGGUAAUUACCAGUGCACCUAUGUAUUUUUUUAAAAAGUGUGUAUAUUGCAUAGCAUAAAAACUGAUCCAGCUCUAUUGUACUUGAGAUAUCUCAAGUACAA
Molecule: messenger RNA, 4289 nt
Organism: Trachemys scripta elegans
Lineage: Eukaryota; Metazoa; Chordata; Testudines; Emydidae
Gene: SPTY2D1
Product: SPT2 chromatin protein domain containing 1
Exons: 6
Coding region: 147-2339 (730 amino acids)
Biological process (GO): regulation of DNA-templated transcription; nucleosome assembly
Cellular component (GO): nucleolus
Molecular function (GO): histone binding; DNA binding
Source: RefSeq, a predicted model, not a curated record